This is a messenger RNA of Cloeon dipterum, 2945 nucleotides long. RefSeq names its product MOXD1 homolog 2-like. Gene Ontology annotation, molecular function: dopamine beta-monooxygenase activity; copper ion binding. Gene Ontology annotation, biological process: dopamine catabolic process; norepinephrine biosynthetic process; octopamine biosynthetic process. Gene Ontology annotation, cellular component: secretory granule membrane. Lineage: Eukaryota; Metazoa; Arthropoda; Insecta; Ephemeroptera; Baetidae. The coding region runs from base 296 to 2239 and encodes 647 amino acids. The record is from RefSeq and is a predicted model, not a curated record. The transcript has 9 exons.
UAUCCAGCAGCUCGGCCAGCUCGACUAGUCAGACCGAAGCCGUUCGAGUGGAUAAGUCGCUGCGUGCGUGAUGCCGACAAAUUGAGCCGAAUUGAGUCGGCAAAGUGUGUUGUGCGAGUGGUACGUUUGGUCAAAGGGAGAGUCCUUGUUUUCGACGCGGCCGCCGAUCGACGCCGUGGCGCCGAUCCGCCUCGGCCCGACGAUUCCCGUCGACGACUGCACUUUUGUUAUCGGUCGGAGGAGAUGCGCCGAAGCUGCUGCUGCUGAAAAACGCAGUCGACUCGCCCGCCGAAUAAUGAUCGUUAGACAAACAGGGCUGAUGUUUGUCGCGGCGCUGUGUUUGCUGCUUACUUGGGUGUCCGGCGCGUCCGCUUUGGACGAAAACUGGGCGCACUCGGCGUGGCUGGAUGACCGGUACUUGGUGCGAUGGACGCCGGGCGCAGAGGACAUCACGUUCGAGGUUACCGUGGGCACGCUGGGCUACGUGGGUUUCGGCGUGUCGCUGGACGGGAGCAUGCAAGGCUCGGACGUGGUGAUCGGCUGGGUGCAGCACGGCCGCACCAUCUUCCAGGACAGACACGUGUCCCGGGGCCACGUGGAGCCCAUCGUGGACGCCAGCCAGGACUGGGAGCUGCUGCAGGGCAUGGAGAACGACACGCACACCGUGCUCACCUUCCGCAGGGCCUACGACACCUGCGAUAGGGAUCAAGACAUCAGAAUAACGAACGACACGAUGAAGAUGGUGUGGGCGUACCACAGUGAAGACCCGGUGCCCGGCCUGCCCAUGCCCUACCACGGACCCGGCCAGCGCGGCGCCAGGUCGGCCUUCCUCGUGCUCAGGGUGGAUCAGUCGCAGCCGAGUCAAGAGGUGCUGCACACCUGGGAGCUGCGAAAUCCCUCGGUGCUGCUGCCGAGUACGCAAGAGUCGCUCAACUGGUGCAAAAUCUUCAAACUGCCUGCCACCAUGACUGAGAAAAGUCACAUUAUUCGAUACGAACCAGUGACACAGCCAGGCAACCGCCCCUAUAUGCACUACGUACACAUCUACGAGUGUGAAAAUGACCCAGGACUAGAAGAUUUGUACCAUUCACCCGGUGUCCCUUGUUAUCAGCCAGACACACCGAAGCCUUACACUUCCUGCACAAAUAUCGUCUUAGCCUGGGCGUAUGGCUCUGAGGGUUUUACUUUCCCACCUGAGGCAGGCUACCCACUGGACCCUCGGAGUGGCUCUCGCUACUUUAAGAUGGAAACCCACUACAUAAAUCCUACCCUUCACGCUGGAGUCAAGGAUUCAUCUGGAAUCAAAAUUUUUUAUACAACUAAAUUACGGCCAAACGACGCUGGGGUUCUCUCAGUCGGUAUUGACCCGAAUUGGAGACACAUAGUUCCCCCCGGACAGCGAGCAGUUGUCUCGGAGGGCCACUGCAUGGGUGUCUGCACCAACAGGUCGUUUCCCAGUCAAGGGGUUCAAGUCUUUGGAGUGAUGUUGCACACUCACCAACUAGGUCGAAAGGCAAGUUUGCGUCACAUCAGAGGAAACAGAGAACUGGCGCCCUUAGCUUCUGAUUCAAACUACGAUCCGGAAUAUCAGGAGUUCAGGCGGCUGCCAGUGCCAACCCAGGUCAUGCCUGGCGAUCAUCUUUACAGUGAAUGCGUCUACAACAGCUCUGCACGCAGCGCCAUCACCCUCGGAGGAGUAACCAUUCGAGAGGAGAUGUGCAUGGCCGUCGCUCUCUACUGGCCUAAGGUCCAACUAUCCCUCUGCUAUUCCCUGCCCUCGCUGCCCACUGUCCUCCACUCGCUCGGCAUUGAGGAGCUUUAUCCUGGUUCUAACCCGGUGAAAAUCAAGUCACCCCUGGAGCUGGCCAACAUGACGCUGGAACACCGUCUGCGCAACUAUGACUGGAAAAAAAACUUUUUCCAUUUCCAGAAGACAACCCACUUUGGCUCCUUUAAGCCGCUGUGCUGGCACAGUGCCAAAAGAGGCAUCUUGCCUGAUACGGAGGAAAAACUGUUCUUCUUCCCGAAUGUGAGCCGUCUUCACCGAGAGCCAAAUCUAGGGAUUUGCCGGUCUCGCAAGAAAAAGCUUGACGACCCCGGCCGGGUAGAGGUGAGCAACAGCAUCGAGCACAACUCGGGCUUGAUCAGCGAGACGUCGAGUCUCAACAUCGGGCCAAGCCUGCAGGCUGGCCGGCUGCUAGCCCUGCUGGCUGGAGGCCUGCUCUGUGUUCUCGUGUAACGUGCUGUGCCGUCUGUGAUUGUGUCUGCGCCCCCCCUGGGGGCCAGGAACACUCGUCCUCCUCCCCUCCUCUUGUCGACUUCUAUGUCCUUGGAGCCAUUUGUGUUGCGUUUGCCCAUCCGUGUGCGUGCGCGAGAGAUUUGUAUGUUGCAGAAGAAAGCGUUUUAGUCUUGGCGUACUAGUGGCCAAGUCGACCGAUUCGUUAAGAAUUUGAUGUUAAUUUAUCAAUCAUGAAAGUUAAAGUCGACGUGGAUUUGGAAUUUGCACUAAUGUUUUUGUAGGUGGUAGCACGCAAAUGGACCAUGAUUUGCAUUCCUGCUCAGACUGAACGAGCACCCCAUCAUGAUCUCUAGUCAUCAUGUACAUACCAUGAUAAUAGCAGUUGAGCUAUAACUUGAAUGUUCAUUUCCACGUAACCAUAGCUGCAGGAUUGAAAUGAUAAAACUAUUUUCCCCUUGCAUUUGAAUGAAACGGUAGCUAAAGUAUUCAUAAUAUAUUGUAUUGACAGCUGAAAAGAUCUCAAUAUAUAUUUUGAUGAUAACACAGCGCAGCUAUGGAAGCAUAAUAACAAUAUUCCUAAUCAAAUGGAAAUAAUUAUACUUUGUCUGUACGCAACUGGAAUCAAAUUGAUAAAAUUCUGAGCAGAGCACAAAAUUUUCAAUGCCAUGACAAAGUAUCACAAUAAAGUAAUUCAUUUAGCACAACA